GGUACCCGAGAAGCUGGGGUUGCGCGUGCCCCUUCCUAGGUCCUGGCAGCACCAUCCGGCCGAGGGGUGUCGUCAGUCGACCCGCUUGUUUUCGAUCGCGGAGAAGCCGGUGCGGGUGUUUUUAUUUUUGUUUCCAUCUUAAUUUUCUUAAUUUCCCACUUAUGUCGGCGGUGUGUAUGGCGACAAAGCGGCGAGCGAGGCUAACGAGCGACCAUCUCCUCCCCAGACCCGAUGGAAAAAAAUAAGUUGACCGAUCUAUCCUGGGGAAGAAGAGUUCGUUUUCCGCGCUCCGGGAGGAAGGAUAGCGAGUGCUGGUCAAAAUGAUCCGGAUUUCUGCAAGUAGACAGCUGCGGGGAUUGUGACAUUUUUUACAGGUGGCCUGAGAGCCGACAUUCAUCGGUUAAAACGGCGACGGCGACGGGCGCAGACAUCCUCCCCAUCUUUCACGCGUUUGUGUUUCGGCCAGGCAUCGUUUCUGCCCAGUUCGGGCACCGUACGCUUUGAGCUUUUUGUCACACGCGAGGCGAUUUUUUUGUCUCCAUCGUUUGCUUGCUGUUUGACCCUUAAGAAUAGUUUCCAAAAAAAACAAUAUUCCAGCUGUCUGGGCAGCAGCGAUUUACCCUCGCCAACAGCACGGCAACUUCUGCAAAACUGCGAGCUGCACUGGCGGCGGGCGGCGGCGGCGCGGGGUUUGACAAGAAGGCAAACAUGGGGGAAUUUAAAAGAUGAGCGUCUGAUCGUCCGGAUCCGGGCUCUCCUUUUUACUGCAGAAACCAGACGAGUUUCGCCGGCGGAGAGGGGGGAGGACCGCUGCUUUCCAACAUGAAGGAGGUCUAGGGCCGUGGAGUAUUUAUUUAUUGAGGGGGGGAGCGGGUGUGUUUUCUGUCGCAUCUAUAUUUCCCCCAUUUUUUUAUUUUACUUUUUUUUUUUAAUAGGCUGGGGAUAUUAUGCAUUUGCACAGUCUUGAUCGCGGCGGCGGCAUUUAAUGCAUAAAUAUUGUCUGCGUAAAAAUAAGGUAGGAAGUAGGUCAGAUCGCUGAAAUGAUUGGGCUGGCGUAUCAGCGAGAGUGAGGGGCUUCUCACAUAAUGAUGACAGUUGCCACGUUUGUUUGAUUUUAUAUUUUGGCAUGCAUUUAGUUUUUUAUUAUUAUUAUUAUUAUUAUUGUGUGCCAGGCCUUUUGUAGCCAAAUGACCGUUCGACAGCCACCUGCCUAGGUCCCGUCUCCCUCGCCACUCUCCAUCUUUCUUUCUUCGCUUGUAAAAUCUCUGAGGGAGAUACAUUUUACUCCUCAUCCUCGCUUUGUCGGGUGGAUGGCUCUGUGCGGGACCACGGCUAGCAACGCCGCCAAGAUGAUGGCCGCGUAUAACGGCGGCGCCUCGGCCGUGGCGGGGCACCAUCCGCACCAUCACCACCAGCUGCCGCAUCUCCCGCCGCCUCAUCUCCACCACCACCACCAUCACCCGGGCCAGCAUCACCUGCAGCAGCAACAACAGCAGCAGCAGCAUCCCCCCGGCUCAGCGGCCGCCGUGCACCCGGUCCAGCAGCACGCCUCCACAGCCGCCGCGGCUGCAGCGGCCGCCGCCGCCGCCGCCGUCAUGCUGAACCCGAGCCAGCAGCAACCCUACUUCCCAUCGCCAGCUCCCGGACAGGCCCCUGGACCGGCGGCGGCUGCAGCGCCGGCCCUCCAAGCAGCGGCGGCCGCGGCUGUCAAAGCUCACCAUCACCACCACCACCAUCACCAGCACUCGCACCACUUGCAGCAGCAGCUGGACGUGGAGCCCGACAGGCCGAUCGGAUACGGAGCUUUUGGCGUCGUAUGGUCAGUCACAGACCCCAGAGAUGGGAAACGCGUCGCCCUGAAAAAGAUGCCCAACGUCUUCCAGAACCUUGUCUCCUGCAAGAGGGUCUUCCGUGAGCUGAAGAUGCUCUGCUUCUUCAAGCACGACAACGUCCUCUCGGCGCUGGAUAUCCUGCAGCCCCCCCACAUCGACUACUUUGAGGAGAUCUACGUGGUCACGGAGCUGAUGCAGAGCGACCUUCACAAGAUCAUCGUGUCACCGCAGCCUCUCAGCUCUGACCACGUCAAGGUCUUCCUCUACCAGAUCUUGCGAGGGCUAAAAUACCUGCACUCAGCUGGCAUCCUGCACAGAGACAUUAAACCUGGCAACCUCCUGGUGAACAGCAACUGCGUGCUUAAGAUCUGCGAUUUCGGUUUGGCCCGAGUGGAGGAGCUGGACAAGUCACGGCACAUGACCCAGGAGGUGGUGACCCAGUACUACCGGGCCCCGGAGAUCCUCAUGGGCAGCCGGCAUUAUUCCAAUGCCAUCGACAUCUGGUCCGUGGGCUGCAUUUUCGCCGAACUCCUGGGCCGACGGAUCCUCUUUCAGGCCCAGAGUCCCAUCCAGCAGCUGGAUUUGAUCACAGAUCUGCUGGGGACGCCAUCGCUGGAGGCCAUGAGGACGGCGUGUGAAGGGGCCAGGGCUCAUAUCCUCAGGGGACCCCAUAAACAGCCAUCACUUCCUGUCUUGUACACCCUGUCCAGCCAGGCCACCCACGAAGCAGUGCACCUCCUGUGCAGAAUGCUCGUGUUCGACCCGUCGAAGCGGAUCUCUGCCAAGGACGCGCUGGCACACCCCUACCUGGACGAGGGUCGGCUGCGUUACCACACCUGCAUGUGCAAGUGCUGCUGCUCCACCUCAUCCGGGCGCGUCUACACCAGCGACUUCGAACCCGUCACCAACCCCAAGUUCGAUGACGGCUUUGAGAAGAACCUCACCUCCGUGCGGCAGGUGAAAGAGAUCAUCCAUCAGUUCAUCCUGGAGCAGCAGAAGGGUAACAGAGUGCCUCUGUGCAUCAACCCACAGUCUGCAGCCUUCAAGAGCUUCAUCAGCUCCACGGUGGCCCAGCCGUCAGAGAUGCCCCCGUCCCCCCUGGUGUGGGAGUAGCCCCGGUGGAUGGCCAGCACACCUCUCCCACGCGCCCGACUACUGAGGAACUAGGAGUCCGAAAACCUACGUAGCAUUUCACUGGAGUCUAGGACUAGCUGUGUCGAUAGUGUGUACUGUAACCUUAACUAAUGAAGUUUUCAAAGAAUCAACCACUGCUGUGCGCGGGCAGGGCCGGGGCCCGGGCCCGCCGGCGGGGUCAUGUGUGCGCACGUGCGUGCACUCGGACGUCCGGGCUGGCGCCGGGCCGUGGCGGCAGUGGCGGUGCCUAUCACGUGCCCGUGUGGUCAGCAGCAGAAGUGGGCAACCGCCGGGGUCUCGGAAUGUACCGGCAAGGGCGGGGCUGGAAGGCGAUGCUCACGGGGCCACAGCAAGGAGGCGUGGAACACAAUACCUAACCACCACGCAACCCCCCCCCCCCCCCCCCCCAUGAUGCUUAAUAGCCUGUCAGUGGGGCCGCGGCCUGGCUGUGCUUUUUCUUUUGUUGUGCAGUGCUUACCCAUCUGUUUUUGCGGACUCUCCCUGUCCCCCCCCCCCCCCCAACCCCCCCAGGACAGAAAGCCAGUAUUUGCUGGAAGGGCCUGUAUGUUGUGCAAUGGUGCUAGACUCGGAUUUGACUGGCACCUCCAGCAGCAUGUCAGUAUUAGUAGGCCUUGGUCAGCCGGGGGCUGAGAACAGAGUGCUGGGGGGGGACAUGGGAAUCCGCCUGCCUGCAGAUUCAGGGGCUGUUCAGGGGCCACUGUGGGGCAAGCCUGCUUAUUUUUUUGUUGUUUACUUUUAAUAAAUUAUUUUCAGAACCGGCUUUUGGCCAAAGUGGCUAAAAAUGAAGAACUUUACAGGGCAAAUCGGCAACGACGACCCCCCACCCCCACACACACACACACCCUCCCUCCCACCCUCCAUGGCAGGGCAGGUGUACCAGGUGUCUGUCUUUAAUGGAGAUGGGGGUUCUUCAUAUAAAGAUGCCGAGCAUUAGGGAGUGGGGGUGCAUCUGCGGUGCCUUCCCUUGUCAGCUGUUUGCCGCCCCCCCCCCCUUCUUUUGGGAGCACCGGGUGGGAAUGGGAGCAUAUCCUCUAGGUGCCCCGUGAGGGCAUUGCACGGAACGUCACUAGUGUGAGGCGAGGCCGAGUUCCUGCCAUGUUUAUCUUACGGACGAUGGCAAACCAAAAGAAGGAUGCGAAAAAAGGAGAGAAGAAAAUGAGAAAGAGAAGACAAGAAGGAGGCUUUAGGCCAUAAUUCAUUUUAGAAGGUUGACUGAAGUUUCCAGACAGGUUGGCCUGUUUCCCGCUGCCGGGCUCUUGCACCGGCAGCUGUGGAGCCUGCGAGGUCUCGCUGGUGUCGGCAUCAGACAGGAAGUGGUGUUCCCGCCCUUCCUGUAGCCACACCUCCCCUCCCCCCCAAAGCUGUGCUCUGGGGUACAGCUUCCAGAGACACGCAUUUCCAUAUGCCGUCGUGGCAACCUGAGAGAUUCUACAUUGACGACGGUUGCCAUCACGACGUGACAAACAGCAGCUUAAUCCGAUCUGCUUACACACACACACACACCUGAACCACUUGUCUGCACCUGCUCAGAAAAAGCCUGAAAAUAAAACUAUUUAAUAUAUUUUUAGAUUAUUUUUUAUUUCCUUUUAUCAUAUGGCAUGCAUUUCCAUGAUCCACAGAAUAUGUGUACAUAAGUGAUAAAUUAGUAGAUUAAAUUAAAUCAUAGAAUCAAAAUCGUAAAAAAAAACAAAAAAAAGUCGGACAGAAUACUGCUGUAUAGAACAUAAAUUAGUCUGCACAUCUGUUAGGGCUGUGAAUUUGAUUUUAUUUUUGAAAACUUAUAUAUAAUGUAUAAAUAUCUAUUUUCUUUUCUUUUCGUUUUUAUUUUUCCCUGCACUGGAAAGUGUUUAAAGAAACAAAUCGGAAAAACUUUUGAGCAACAAAAGAAAAAACAACCAAUAAUCAUCCUGUGUACACUGCCAAGCUGUUGAUUCGAGUUUCGAAGUAGAAGCUGUUCCCAUUGAUCUUAAUUUUUUUAUUUAUUUUUUUUUGCUUUAUCAUGUUAUUAUUGAUAAUAUAAUUAUUCCUAUUUUUAGUUUUCUCCUGGUUUAGAAAAGAAUGAAAAAAAAAACACUGAACUAUUGUGUGUAUAUGUAUAUAAUGGAUUCAAAAUGCUGUUCUCUACCUCCUGAGCUCUAUAACUUGGUUGUUUACCUCCGUACUCAGAAACUUGAAUGUCCCUUCCAGCUUUUAUAUUUAAAUCACAGAGCAUUUCCCCUUACCCCACACCCCCCUCCCCACUUGUACAAUGAAACGGAUUGCAUUUGGGCCAGUGGAGGGGGCAGCAGGAACCAGUACUUUCUGAAAUUGUACUUUUGACCCAUACAUUCUGGACUGUUAAUUAUUACCGUUCGCAGUCCAAAACGAGAAUGACCCUCCACCUCCGUGGCCCAGAGGGGGAGGGAAUUUGGCUGUGUGGAGUUUGUGAUUUACCCCCCCCCCACCCCCUCCCUUUUUAUUUUCAUUUUAUGUUUUGAAGACUUUGAAUUUGAAGGAGGGUCCAAAAACAUAAGUCUCCUGUGGGGCAAGCAGACGGGAAAACGAACCGUCGCUUGGUGUGAAAGAUGAGGUCUGCCACUUUUCUUUGGACAAAAUGUGAACUGGUACUUGUGCUAUCAAAGGUUUUUAUAAAACAUUUAAAGUUUAUACUCAGAGGUAAUGUUAUUUGAUUAUAUAAUACAUUUUAAGAUGUACAAAUCCUGCUUUGGUCAGCCAGAAAGCCAGAGAAAGAAAUGACCUGUUUUCCUGGGAUGUUUUACUGUGGUAAAUAUCACCGGAUGCUUUCUGAAAAUGUAGAUUUGAAGUACAGUGGUGAAACUCAUUAAAUGUGACAUUUAAAGAAA
Brienomyrus brachyistius is the source of this 5830-nucleotide messenger RNA. RefSeq names its product nemo-like kinase, type 2 (gene nlk2). Gene Ontology annotation, molecular function: MAP kinase activity; ATP binding. The record is from RefSeq and is a predicted model, not a curated record. Gene Ontology annotation, cellular component: nucleus; cytoplasm. NCBI's taxonomy places the organism in Eukaryota, Metazoa, Chordata, Actinopteri, Osteoglossiformes, Mormyridae. Gene Ontology annotation, biological process: protein phosphorylation; intracellular signal transduction.